AUUGAGUCCAUUCGAAUUGUUUUCCCUCAGUCAGUGUUUUGCAAUGAAUCGUGUCAAAAGUCUCUGGCUAUUUGUUCUGAUUUUCAUUUCCUCAUGGAAAAUUCAUGGAGUAGAAGCACUACGAUGCUAUGCUUGUACAUACGUGGCGGGACAGCAAACUGAUACGGUGUGCAUUGACAAGCCAGAGGAAGUGUCUGGACAAAAUAUUGUUACAUGCGAUAAGAGGUAUUGUACAAUAAUGAGGCAGGAACUUCAGGAUCCAGCCGGGAGAGUUUUAACCUUCUCAAGAUCAUGCGAAGAUGAACCUUUGUUUCUUAACGAUGUAAUCGAGGAUGCUACAUACAAGACAUUCUUUCGCUCCUGCACAACGGAUUUAUGCAAUGAUGGAAGUGGUAUAAGUGGAGGUUCUGGAUGGCGACCUGAUGGGAAUCCAGGAGGAAAUCUUGUUGUACCUGGACUUACUGGACAAAGUACCAUUAAUAGUCUAAGUAAAUUAAUUUUCUUGUCCACUUUUAUGUUUCUCAUAACGAUUUAUAUUGGGAGAUCUUAUAUUUGAAAAUUAUUUUUUAUUAAAUAAAAUUAUGUGCAAUCCGA
Messenger RNA from Lutzomyia longipalpis, 594 nucleotides. RefSeq lists its product as uncharacterized. Lineage: Eukaryota; Metazoa; Arthropoda; Insecta; Diptera; Psychodidae. The coding region runs from base 44 to 556 and encodes 170 amino acids. The transcript has 4 exons. The record is from RefSeq and is a predicted model, not a curated record.